Suillus discolor is the source of this 1224-nucleotide messenger RNA. RefSeq names its product kinase-like domain-containing protein. Lineage: Eukaryota; Fungi; Basidiomycota; Agaricomycetes; Boletales; Suillaceae. The transcript has 10 exons. The record is from RefSeq and is a predicted model, not a curated record. Gene Ontology annotation, biological process: protein phosphorylation. Gene Ontology annotation, molecular function: ATP binding; protein kinase activity. The annotation marks the transcript as partial.
GAAAGUAAUGUCACCGUUCAAUUCAAGAUCGAACCACAUAUUAUUCCUGCGACAGCCAUCCAAAAAUCAGGGCGGUCUCCUAAUUUCAGUGGAGGGUAUGGCGAUGUCUGGAAAUGUCACAUGUCUACACAAUCUCAGCCUGAGGCCCGUCUUGUCGCGGUCAAAUCCUUCAGGAUCUUUGUGGAAACAGAUAUGCAAACAUUACAAAAAAUAAACAAGAGUAUUCGUCGGGAGGCCUACGUUUGGGUUCCAUUGUCGCACGACAACAUUCUGCCUCUGGAAGGUGUUAUUGUGGACGAUGAAUUUGGGCCUUUUCCUGCUUUUGUGAGUCCUUGGAUGGAAAAUCAAACACUGAACGACUAUUUGAAAUGGAAAGUUGGUCUUUCGAGAGCGAAGAAGUUGACUAUGGCAAAGGAGAUAGCAGCUGGUCUUCAGUAUUUGCAUGACAAGGGAAUUGUCCAUGGUGACCUUACUGAUGCCAACGUCCUAGUCAGUAGUGAUGGGAGGCUCUGUCUCGGGGACUUCGGUCUCUCAAUGAUCCUCGCAGAAGCACGCAACACUACAUUUAACUCAUGCCAUGCGGGCAAUAUGCGGUGGAUGGCGCCGGAGCUAGUUCUUGUUGAGGAGGAGGAUGCGAUGAGCAAGCCAACCAAGGCCGGCGAUGUUUACUCGUAUGGUUGCAUCAUGAUGCGGGUGUUUUCUGGCCAUAAACCCUAUCACCAUAUCAAGCGUGAUGCAGCCAUUAUAACAGCAAUGUAUGACAAUCAGAAACCGUUCUCCCGUUUGGUUGAUAUCAGCGAAGAAAUACAGCACUUGGCGCAACGGUGCUGGUCAAGUAAUAUGGAAUAUCGCCCGUUGGUUGGCAAAAUUGCGGAGUCCUUGCGGUUACAGACAGCCAUCGCGGAAACUGUAAAGAUGAUGGUGUUGCAACUUCCAGUCACAGUGACACAAAUAUCGCAAGCCGACCUCACGAAGUGCGACGAUGGUUUGGACGUCCUUGGUGCACCUUUGAGAUACAAGUGGGUGGUACAUGGGUCGAGUGAGACCGAGGUCGCAGUCAAGACCUUGAGGGAUGAUGUCGACAGUCAAAAUGAUAUCAACAAGAUAUAUCAUAGGAUUCAUCGGGAGAUAUAUGUCAGGGAAAAGUUGAGGCACGAGACUAUCCUUGCCCUCUAUGGAAUGACUGAAGGUUCCGGAAUUUUCCCGUCCUUUGUAUACCCAUGG